Sodiomyces alkalinus F11 is the source of this 1930-nucleotide messenger RNA. Its product is annotated as cytochrome P450. NCBI's taxonomy places the organism in Eukaryota, Fungi, Ascomycota, Sordariomycetes, Glomerellales, Plectosphaerellaceae. The record is from RefSeq and is a predicted model, not a curated record. Gene Ontology annotation, molecular function: iron ion binding; oxidoreductase activity, acting on paired donors, with incorporation or reduction of molecular oxygen; heme binding. Bases 305 to 1864 code for a protein of 519 amino acids. The transcript has 4 exons.
UCUUUGUUGUCUGACAACGUCACCACUGCGACUGUUUCCAUGGCGGAGUACUCUGGAGAAACAGUGGGGUUGGGGUUGGGGUUGUUGGGGGAAGGAGAAGGGGAGAUUUGUUGGGUGCGACACGAAGUACGGAGUUAUGUAAGAAAGUACGAAUCGCACGAGUGCCAGCCAGUGCGUUAGGAAGGAGCAGUCCGAACAACAUCAUUCCCUGCUCUUCGCCGUCUUCAGAAGAUUUGGCCGGAAAUUUGAGUCCCUCGAGACAGCUGGGCGUCUGGCUGAAUGAUCCCCUUCCAUCGACCUCAGCAUGGCCCUUGUCGAUGGGCAUAUACUCUUCGCUUGCUCAUUCCCGCUUCUCCUGUUCCUCUUCUGGGUCUUGUUCGGCCAGAGUAAGCUACGGCGCAACGGUGUUGUUCUGAGGAAACCUCCGAAUACGUGGCCCCUGGUAGGCAACGGCAUCGUGUUUCUUCGAGAGAGGCAGAAGCUAUUCUCCUGGUUCGCCAAGUGCGAGCGUCUGUACGGAUAUGAAACGUUGCAAAUCUCAGUCCCCUCCCUUCCUCCAGGGAUCAUCAUCAGUGAUCCUAGAAAUCUAGACUAUGUCUUCAAGAAUGAGGGUGUUUUCUCCAAGGGCGACUUUGUGAAGAAACGGUCCUGGGACUUGUUCGGGCAUGGCAUCAUUAACGCAGAUGGUGAGGUCUGGAAGGUCCAGAGAAAGGCUGGUCUGAGAUUUCUCAACACGACAAACUUGAAGGUCCUGACUCAAACCGCCCUGCCCCAAUACCUUCAACAGAGUAUAGACUUUCUGGAUACCCAAGCGGCGGCCGGAUCUCUCGUGGACUUGCAAGCUGUUUUCCAUGAAAUCACUACCCAGCUCAUGGGGAGCAUGGCAUACAAUAUGGAAAUGCAUGCCGAUGAUAAUUUCAGCGUCGCAUUCGAUCAUGCCUCAGGAGUGACGGCCGAAAGGUUUCAAAACCCGCUAUGGUUCGUUACGGAGGUCUUCUUCGGAUCUCGGUUUCGGCGAAGCGUCUCCAUUGUGAAAUCCUACGGUGCUGCCAUGGUAGCAAACGCAGUUCGCGAUCGACGUCGAAUAGAUUCCGAGGCGAAACCAAACGAAUCCGAGCAUGACGGUGGCCGAGGGUUGAAACAAGUCGAAGGAAGCCUCAUACAGUCUUUCCUGGACGCCAUUGGCGACGAGAGUUUGGUCGCUGACGCCGCCCUUAAUUAUCUCUCAGCUGGUCGGGAUACCACGGCCCAAGUCCUGACCUGGACUUUUUAUCUUCUCAUGCGGCAUCCCGACGUCGUGGCCCAGAUCCGCACCGAAGUGUCACGCGUCAUUGGUGCCGACGGCCAGAAUAUCGGCUCGUCAUUCCAGCUUCGACCCGCCUGCCUCGGUGAUGUCGCAGCUUUACCUUUUACCCACGCGGUCUUCAACGAGGCACUCCGGCUGUAUCCUCCAGUUCCUUUCGAGAUCAAACAGUCCAUGGAGGCCACCACCCUACCAGACGGGACUUUCCUGCCCAGAGACUCCGUGGUGGUAUGGUGCCCCUGGGCCAUGAACCGGUCACGUCUCACCUGGGGGGUUGCCUCGGAGGAUUUUCAGCCGCAGCGUUGGUUGGACCAGAGCGGGAGCAAAGUGAUCACCCGAAGCGCAUCCGAGUUUCCUGUUUUCAAUGGCGGGCCAAGGACAUGUCUGGGGAAGCGGAUGGCAGAGCUGAUGGCCACGCAAGUCAUCGCCGUCAUGGUUUUGAAGUUCGAUUUCAUAGAGACAGAUCAUGGCGAGAGGGUAAGCAAGAGCAGUCUCACUUUACCGAUGAAGGGUGGCCUGCCUUGUCGGGUUAAGAAGAGAAAGGGAGGUCAGUUUCUCUAAACAAAGGACAAAACAUCAAAAUAUAUGUGUUCUUCGGAAGGCAGUUUAGCCUACAUACAGCUGUGC